This is a messenger RNA of Penicillium manginii, 2544 nucleotides long. RefSeq names its product Sad1/UNC domain protein. Lineage: Eukaryota; Fungi; Ascomycota; Eurotiomycetes; Eurotiales; Aspergillaceae. The coding region runs from base 1 to 2544 and encodes 847 amino acids. The transcript has 2 exons. Gene Ontology annotation, cellular component: cytoplasm; membrane. The record is from RefSeq and is a predicted model, not a curated record. Gene Ontology annotation, biological process: protein folding in endoplasmic reticulum.
AUGGUAGCUGUGAGGCUGGGGUGGAUACGCCAUGCUUCGACCCUUAUUAUACCUGUGCUUUUAGCGGCGGGGACCUUGGCUACUCCGGACUAUACUCAAUAUUCUGGCGAUGCGGUGUCGGCAAGGAAUACAUGUCCGGCAAAAAGUAUUUGGGAGACCGAGGCAGAGCUCUUUCGGGGUCCUGUAUGCCUAGAGACUCGCUGGGGGCGGGGUCGAGAGUGGCUACAAUCCGACUCGGCAGCAUCCAGUAUUGUAGGAAAUGAUACUGCCGCUCCUGGUUCUGCUACAACACCCGAGGAGCCUACAGUGGCUGCAGUGGCACCAAAUACAGAGCAGGAACAUGAGGCAGACUCGUUACUUGAUAGUGCGAGCUUCCUUUCGUUCGAAGACUGGAAGAAACAAAAUUUGGCCAAGGUUGGCCAAUCUGCUGAUAAUGUGAGAGGGAACCGACGAUCAGUUGGAGCUGGGAAGGACACUAGCCGCCAACCGGGAAUCAAUAAUGCCUUGGACGCACUGGGGGACGAUGGGGAGAUUGAGUUAGACUUUGGUGGGUUCGAGGCUGAUCAUUCGGAGCGAAAUGCCAACCGUGAUGUCGGGAGACAGGGCACAGCACAAACGGAGAUAUCGCGCCGAAAAGAUGCAGGCGUUACGUGCAAAGAGCGGUUCAAUUACGCGUCCUUCGAUUGUGCGGCUACGGUGCUCAAGACGAAUUCCGAGUCAAAGGGCUCAUCAGCUAUCCUUGUUGAGAAUAAGGAUAGUUACAUGUUGAACGAAUGCCGCGCCCAGAAUAAGUUUCUAAUUCUUGAGUUGUGCGAUGAUAUUUUGGUGGAUACGGUGGUGCUGGCGAACUACGAGUUCUUCAGUUCGAUCUUUCAUACUUUCCGGGUCAGUGUUUCGGAUCGAUAUCCAGCGAAGCCGGAUCAGUGGAAAGAGCUAGGAGUUUACGAAGCCCGAAAUUCUCGCGAAGUGCAGGCAUUUGCGGUGCAGAAUUCGUUGAUUUGGGCUCGAUACCUUCGUAUCGAAUUCUUGACUCAUUAUGGCCAUGAGUUCUACUGUCCCGUCAGUUUAGUCCGCAUCCAUGGCACGACCAUGAUGGAGGAGUAUAAACACGAUGAAAGCCAUGGUCAGACUGACGCUGAAGACGAGGCCGAGGCCGAGGCUGAGCAGCCGACUCAAGAAAGCCAGCAUAUUGAAGAGCUGGAAGCUGAACAAGUUCAGCCCCAAGGGGAAGAGCCUCCUCGCGAGCCGAUUAAGGCAGAGCUAUGUCCUAACCCUCUUACGGAGAUCGAGGCGGUUCUGCUGGGCCUUUCUGUUGAAAGAUGCGUUCUUGAUGAGAAGCCGUCUGUGCAAUCAGCUCAAGAAGGUACGCCUUCCACGGGACGGACUGUCACUCAAUCUGAUGUGAACUUCACCUUCAUACCGAGGGACAAUGCACCUGCUACAAAUUCAGGCUCUGUCCCGCCAAAGGCUGCUGAUGAUGCCCGGAAGGCGAGCGACUCCCCCAAAGCUAUAACAACGACCCCGGAUGCUUCUGUCGCAGCUGCAGAGCCGGCGCAGCAGGAUGCUACCGUCGAAAGCACAGGAAGAUCGACUACGAACCCCAAGGAAGAACAGCAAAACCCGCCUCAAGAAUCCACCAGACCAACCUCAACACAACCACCCUCUUCAAACCCGACUACCCAAGAAUCCUUUUUCAAAUCUGUUCACAAGCGGCUGCAAAUGCUCGAGUCUAACUCUACCCUGUCAUUGCUUUAUAUUGAGGAACAGUCUCGGAUUCUUCGUGACGCGUUCAAUAAGGUUGAAAAACGUCAACUAUCGAAGACCUCCACUUUCCUUGAGAACUUGAAUGUCACUGUCCUGAACGAGCUUAAGGAAUUCCGUGAACAAUAUGACCACGUUUGGAAAUCAGUCGCCUUUGAAUUUGAACACCAGCGCGUUCGCUACCAUCAAGAGGUCCAUUCGCUCAGUGCCCAAUUGGGCGUUCUGGCCGACGAGCUUGUUUUUCAGAAACGAGUCAUCGUGAUUCAAAGCAUAAUGGUCAUGUGCUGUUUCGCCCUCGUUCUGUUUUCACGCGGCUCAGUGAGCAAUUACAUGGAGUUUCCUCGUGUCCAACGGAUGGUCGCCCGUUCGUAUAGUUUGCGAUCCUCAUCUCCUAUCUAUGCAUCUCCAUCAGCCAGCCCUGGAUCUACGCGGCCAACUUCCUCGUACCGACAGAAUGGUGGCCAUCAGCGAAACAUUUCAGAUACAUCAUCCUCUCAGGAUUGCCCCGUUAGCCCGGAUGUUGCCUAUAUCCCGCCGACCCCGACCUCUGACGUGGAACGGGAAUUGGGGGACGACAAGGCUGAUUGCGAUCAACCGCAAUCUCCCGACUCGAUCAAAUUAACUAUACUCGGAAGCCCACAUUACCGGUCGCAUAGUACGCCACCUGUAUUGAACGGUCAUACGACGGAUCUUGACCUGAAUGGGGCAGAGGAUGACGGGAUAUUAUCGUCCGAGGUCCAGGCCUCGACACCCUCAGAUGAAGACCCGCCGCGGACGUCAUAA